AUGUCUCUCGUCAAUCUAGCCCACGUCUGUUCACACCUGAACAAUGCCACCAAGGCUCGUCUCGGCUUCACGUCGAUCCCGAAUUCCAACCUGCACCUGAAGCUGUGCCUUGCCCUGCAGAACGACGGUUUCAUCUCGUCUGUUGUCCGCGGAGGUCUUGAGCCUCCCCCCAUGCACAAUUUGCUCGGGAUCCCGACCGCAUACGACGAAGUACAGGAAAUGGAACCACUGACACAGAGCAACGUCGCCACAAGGCGACUCUGGCUCGGGUUGAAGUAUUGGCGAAGCCAACCGGUUCUCUCGAAGAUCUCGAUGGUCAGCAAGCCUACAAGACGGCUCACAAUUGACGUUUCUGGCCUGCGCGAGGUCGUUCGCGGACAGAAAAGUGGUUACAUAGAAGGACUCCGAUCCCCCGGAGAGUCUCUUUACCUUUCAACGGACAAGGGCAUCAAGGAAGCGCGGGAGUGUGUGGAGAAGAAGCUCGGUGGGCUUGUCCUGUGUCGGGUUCUUUAAUGAUCUGUUGGAAGGGAUAGACUCGCUAAGAUAUUGUUUCCGCGGGUGUUGUACGAUGGGUUUGCAUUAUAUCCGGAGUUUGGUCAGUCGCGUUUCUCAUGUCUUCCUGUGCGACUCUUGGGAUAAACAGCUACUGUGUAUAUUAACCUAUGUAACUUCAUGUACUUU
This is a messenger RNA of Aspergillus nidulans FGSC A4, 681 nucleotides long. RefSeq names its product mitochondrial 37S ribosomal protein uS8m. Gene Ontology annotation, biological process: translation. Gene Ontology annotation, cellular component: ribosome; mitochondrial small ribosomal subunit; mitochondrion. Gene Ontology annotation, molecular function: structural constituent of ribosome. The transcript has a single exon. Lineage: Eukaryota; Fungi; Ascomycota; Eurotiomycetes; Eurotiales; Aspergillaceae. Bases 1 to 513 code for a protein of 170 amino acids. The record is from RefSeq and is a predicted model, not a curated record.